GAAGUUUCAAAUUGAAAAAAAAAUUUCGUUUUAUGCUGCUGUUUAAAAACAAUAAAUUAAUUUAUUUUAAAACAGGGACCAAAUCGAAAAGAUGUAAAUUAAAUCCAAAAUCCUACUUUCUCUUGGAACGAAGGAAAUGAAGUUAUUUUUAGCGAAAGAAGGAGGAAAAAAAAAAAGCGAAGCAAAAGAAACUAGAAUGGAUUUUGAGAAAUCCUCGGUUUCCAUAAAAGAUGACACUGAAAUGGCGGACGAUGACACUGCUCAAAACCCUGAGAGCAGUCUGAAACUCAAUAGCGACUCGGACUCAAGCGAUUCAGAAGACGAAGCGGAGCAGACACAGCAGCUUCGAGCUUUAGAGUCUGACCUCUCUACCAAUCCUUCCAACUACGACGCCCAUGUCUUGUACGUAAAGCUUUUGAGGAUAAGGGGUGAAAUAGAGAAGCUACGAGAAGCUAGGGAAAAUAUGAAUGUAUUGUUUCCAUUGACUCCAGCAAUGUGGGUGGAAUGGGCCAAAGAUGAAGCUUCUCUUCUGAAUGAUUCCGAUUCCGAGUCAGUCGAGAAACUUUACGAGAGAGGCAUCUCUGAGUAUCUGUCUAUCCCCCUUUGGCGUGAGUACCUAAAUUAUGUGCUACAACAUGAUCCAAAAGUAUGUGAUAGUUCGGUUGACGGGAUUUCAAAGGCUAGAAAUCUUUUUGAGCGUGCUGUUUCUGCUGCUGCUUUACAUGUUGCUCAAGGUUCUCAAAUAUGGGAUGCAUACACUCAGUUUGAGCAAUCUAUUUUACAAACCAUUGACCAAUCAGACAUUCAGGCAAAGGAGAAACAGGUCCAGCGCAUUCAAAGUAUAUUCCAUCGUCAGUUGUCUAUUCCCUUUGCUAACAUGAAGUCUACUCUCCUAGCCUACAAGGCAUGGGAGGUGGAGCAAGGAAAUUCUCUUGAUGCAGAAUCCGACAAUGUGGAUGGGAUUUCCUCCCGUGUUGCUUCAUCUUACCGGAAGGCAGAGGAGAUGUACGAUGCCCGUGCUCAUCUUGAAGAACAUAUUACAAGACAGGGUAUAUCUGAGUCUGAAAGAUAUCAACAUUUUAUGGGCUACUUAGAUUUUGAAAAAUCUUUUGGGGAUCCAGCACGAGUCCAAAGUCUGUAUGAACGUGCCAUAACUGAUUUUCCUGGAUCAAGUGAUCUCUGGCUUGAUUAUACUCGCUAUCUUGAUAAAACCUUAAAGGCAGGCAACGUUGUGAAGGAUGUUUAUUCAACGACAAGAAAUUGCCCCUGGGUUGGAGAACUUUGGGUUCGGUAUUUGCUAUGUUUGGAGCAUGGUCUUGCUUCUGAGAAAGAGAUAUCUGCUGCCUUUGAGAAGUCCGUGCAAUGCACAUUUUCGACCCUUGAGGAGUACCUUGAUUUGUUCCUCACUCGAGUGGAUGGCCUAAGGCGUAGAAUUUCAUCAGCCAGAGGAGACGAUGUUUUGAACUAUUCAUUGAUUAGGGAAUCUUUUCAGCAAGCAACAGAUUACUUAUCACCACACUUGAAGAACACUGAUGGUUUAUUGCGUUUGCAUGCUUAUUGGGCCUGCUUAGAGCUUAAAUUGAAUAACAAUUUAACUGCUGCUCGUGGUGUUUGGGGGAGCUUGCUUAAAACCUGUGGUUCAAUGUUGGAAGCAUGGCAAGGUUAUAUAGCAAUGGAAAUUGCUUUAGGCCAUAUAAAUGAAGCCAGGGCCAUAUACAAGAGAUGGUACAGCAAAAGAUUUAGUGGAACAGGUUCGGAGGAUAUCUGCCAUGCUUGGUUGCGCUUUGAGGAAUUUGGAACAUUGGAUGAUCUUGACCAUGCUGUGCAAAAGGUUAUGCCUCGUCUUGAGGAGCUGCGAUUGUUUAGGUUAGCGCAAGAAUCUAAAUCUUUAACUGAAGUGACAGAUCAAAGGGAGCAGCCCCUUAAGCAAACUGCUCGUGAAAAGAGGAAAUCUGGUUCAAUCGCAAUUGAUGAACAGUCUCCAGCUAAGCGGCAGAAAAGUACUCAAAAUCAGAAGAAAUUGCAUGAGAAAGAGAACACACGAGGGCUGAAGUUAGCUGAAGCAAAUGACAGGAAGCUGGUGAAAGACACUUAUUCUAGUAAAACCAGAUUAUAUACGAAUCAGUGCACUGCAUUUGUAUCAAAUCUUAACAUUAGGGCAAUAGAUGAAGAUCUAAAGCUAUUCUUUAGUGAUGUUGGUGGAGUCACUGCGAUUCGAAUUCUGCAUGACAAGUUCACUGGAAAAUCAAGGGGAUUGGCAUAUGUGGAUUUUAAGGAUGAAGAACACCUUGCUCCAGCUCUAGCAAAGAAUAAGCAAAUGCUGCUUGGCAAGAAGUUGUGCAUUACACGCUCAAAUCCAAAGCGAGGCAAGAGAGAAUCUGGUGCUCUCACUACAUCUGAACAUGAUAGCAAUCAGAGUGGAAUUGAAGGGAGUUCUGCAUCUAAAGAAUCUGUUGAAAUCUCAAAGGGUUCAAGUGUAGCUCCCCAGGUACCACAUUCUCGUAAGCAUUUUGAGAGCAUUCAACUGAAGGAAAAUACGUUUGCAGUGCCUAGAAAUUUUAAACCACUUGGGUGGACUACUAGCAAGCCAGGAACCAAGAAAGAGGAAGAUGAGAAACCAAAAUCGAAUGAUGAAUUCAGAAAAAUGUUUAUGAAAAGCUGAGGCUUGGGAAACAACAAAAAGAUACGAGAUAUUCAGCAACAAGAAGGAAAAGGAUUGGAUAGAGGAAUUUUUGAACAUUUGGUGAUCGCAAGUCUCCGAGAUGGCUUGGUUGAUCUUUGGUUUAUGUUUCAGUUUUCAUUUCCCUUUCAUUUGUUUCGAGAGAUAUAUUGAUCAAUUUCAUUUCUUUCUUUUUUCUAUUGACUCUUUCAAUUAUGAUGUAGGGAUUCAUGAAUCUAUGUGUCUAUAUGGAUCUUGUUCAUGAAAAUGUGCAAAAGUUUUAUUUGCCGGAGAAAA
This is a messenger RNA of Gossypium arboreum, 2956 nucleotides long. RefSeq lists its product as uncharacterized. The record is from RefSeq and is a predicted model, not a curated record. NCBI's taxonomy places the organism in Eukaryota, Viridiplantae, Streptophyta, Magnoliopsida, Malvales, Malvaceae. Gene Ontology annotation, molecular function: RNA binding; protein binding. Gene Ontology annotation, biological process: RNA processing.